AUGGCCUCCUCGGAUCAGAAGCUGCUCUGCCUCAACAUCCUGGGUUACAAGAAGCCCGGCAUCAGCUCUGAGGAGUACCGCAACUACAUGGUCAACGUGCACGCGCCGCUCGUCGCCGGUCUGAUGAAGAAAUAUGGUUUCUUGCAAUGGAGCAUGUUUGCCAACGUGGCCCCCUACGACUGCUGCGUGCAGAUCGUCUUCCCGAGCAUCGAGUGCUUCGUGCGCAUGAAGGCCGACCCCUACUUCAAGCAGACGAUCGGCCCGGACCACGAGAAGUUUGCCGACACACGCCGGUCCCAGAUGAUGAUCGGCUGGUUCACCCCGCUCAUGAAGGACGGCCAGCUCGUUGGGCCCACCGCCGGCGCAGACAUCGUCGUCGCUAAUGGGGGAGAGGAGGCCAAGGGAUAG
Thermothelomyces thermophilus ATCC 42464 is the source of this 408-nucleotide messenger RNA. RefSeq lists its product as uncharacterized. The transcript has 2 exons. The record is from RefSeq and is a predicted model, not a curated record. Bases 1 to 408 code for a protein of 135 amino acids. Lineage: Eukaryota; Fungi; Ascomycota; Sordariomycetes; Sordariales; Chaetomiaceae. Gene Ontology annotation, molecular function: oxidoreductase activity.